AAAGUCUUUACCUAUUUUCCCGAGCUCUUGUAAUUCCUACUGGUUCUUGCGAACAACAGAGAAAGACGGUGAAGAAUCUCUAUUUUGAGAGGCCGUCUUCGUUCCCACAAUCAACCGUUCCAUAUGCUAAAAAUGAGCCGAAUUUAAUGCAAAAACCAGAUAAAAACUGCUCCUUUCUCACUCUUUUAUGUGAUUUUUUUAAUCUGUUUCAUAUAUUUUGAUUCGAUCGAAAAAGAAAUGCAAAUAUGCAGAAACAUAUUGACAUCAAAGAAUUGUCUCCUCCAAUCUUCUCAAUUUGCAUAUUUUCACUCAACACCAGCAUCCUUCGCUAAUUGGAAGAAGAAAUGGGCCUCCUCGGAUACAGAAAAAGGCCAACAACAUCCUAAGGAUACAGAAAAAGGCCAACCACAUCCUAAGACUGCCAUCAGAUUCGCAACUCGUCAAAAGCGUGCAGCUCGUAGAGAUGCUAAGAGAGCUUUGAAAAAUCUUAUUUUCACGAGGGGGUCUUCGAAUCAACCAUUUGAGGAUGACCGUCCAAUAAAGAGCAGCUGUAAAGUGAGCAAUGAAAAUUUAAAACAGGACAGCGACUCUGAUUGUUCGAGUAAGAAGCCUGGAUCAAAGAAGACUCGUCGGUCACGAAAUGCCGGAAAAAAACAUCCCUUUGGAAACAAUCGUAAAUCAAGAAGAGAGAGCUUUGAUGACUUCGAUUUAAAUCCAGAGCGAAUCUUUCGGGCAGCAUCUGAAGGCAAACGUUUUACUUGGUCCUUCUGGUCGUGGGAAGACUUGCAUUCUCGAAAUCCCAAUCUUGGGUUCGAGUGGAGAGACUAUAAUCCAAACUGGAGAAAUGAUAGGAGAAAAACGUGGAAUGCUUCUAGUGAAUCUGAAGAUGAGAAUGAGCCGUGUGGUGUAGGCUCACGCUCAGAUAGAACAAUUCUUGGAUUGCCAUUGACGGGACCCUUAAAAAUGGAGGAUGUCAAAAGCGCUUUCCGCGUAUCCGCGUUAAAAUGGCAUCCUGACAAGCACCAAGGGCCUUCACAGGCAGUGGCGGAAGAGAAGUUCAAAGUUUGUAAUGAUGCCUAUAAAUCUCUGUGCAAUGCUCUUUCUUCAACAUAAGCUGAUGGUAUCCGGAGUUCUUUGUAGGUUUGUCACCAAAUGAGAUGAUGGUAUCUAAUUUGAUGCACUUUUUUUUUCAUUCAUUUUAAUCAAGUUAUCAAGUUAUCCAAGUUAUUUUGGUAAGCCCUUCUCGACUGUCCAGACUCCAGCCUGACACCUCCGGUAAACUAGCAAUGGUUCUGUUGGUAGUAGGGUUUGUAAUGUGGGAAGUUACCACUGAAAGCAUAGAAUUAGGUAGAAUGUUUCCCAUUUUAAAAGGGAAUUGUAAAGGAAUUCUUUUAAAGAAAUGUUUUUUUUUUGUAUGAAAUGGGAAAAGCUUUAUUUGGCUUUGAACCUCUUGGUGUAAACUUUUUGCUUGCUAAUAAAGGUUGGUCACUGCAUAAACUUUAUA
Messenger RNA from Papaver somniferum (opium poppy), 1504 nucleotides. RefSeq lists its product as uncharacterized. Lineage: Eukaryota; Viridiplantae; Streptophyta; Magnoliopsida; Ranunculales; Papaveraceae. Bases 238 to 1113 code for a protein of 291 amino acids. The record is from RefSeq and is a predicted model, not a curated record. The transcript has 8 exons.